AUGGCUACCAAACAGCCCGACCAUCACCCUAUCAUUCAAAGCUUUCGGAAAUGGGUGGAUGACAACAGCGUUCCUGGCACUUUGGGUGACACAGAGAAACCCAACACACAGUUCAUGAUCGGAUCGCGCCUGGAAACCUAUCUCAAAGAUGCGUCCAAUACCCGCAAUCUUCUUCGAGCCCUGUGGGACAGCGAAGAUCCUCCACUCCAGUCCCAAGAUAUCCUCGGCAAAUGCUCGAAGGGGUUUGCGAUCCUUCUACUGAUCGGCAUGGGAAAAUACAUACAAUACUUCGUCCAAUAUGAUAGUCUCUGGGAUGGUCAUAUGCCCUUCGAUAGAGAGAGCCCUCCUGCAAAAUUUCCCACGACGGACAUGUGCCCAGACUUCUUUCAAAGAUUCGUUGAACGCCAAUGGCAGUUCUUUUCUCAUCAUUUCCACAACAGUGUCGACAUUCAUCUGGCUCCUGAGCGCAUUCUUCCCAUCAAAUCGAAAGUGCUCAUCGGAACCGGUGGAUUCGCAGAUUUGUACAAGAUUACGGUCCACACCGCCUACGAUGGUCUUACUCCUGGCCGGGACCCAGGUCGGGACGCAAAUAAAGGAUUUACAAACACGUAUGUUCUGAAGACAUACCGUACGCAGGAUGCCGAAUUGCACUACAGCAAUGAAAUCAACGCCUUCCAGCGCCUUCGACUUCAGUCCGGUUGCUUGGGCAAGGUAGUGAUCGGGUUCUUUGGAAGCUUCAGACAAGGCAAAACCUUCAAUACCCUCAUUGAGUACGCCAGUGGCGGCACGCUUGAGGACUUUCUGCAAAAGAACGAUCCACCAACUGAUGCCGAAGACAUUCACAAACUCUGGAGCGCUAUCUUCGAGCUUACCAAGGCAAUCCAAAGUAUUCACUCGCUAAGCCAAGAUGAAGGAGGGCCGCCUAUCCUACAAGGAUGGCACCAAGAUAUAAAACCGUCCAAUAUCUUAGUUACACCUAGCAAGACGAACUGUUCGUUUGAUGUGCAAUUCAAGCUGGCAGACUUGGGUCUAGCCCAUUUCCGGAGAAUCAAGAGCGGAAACCGGGAGGAAGCUGACAGGGACACCCAAGGUACCCGAAUUUAUGGUGCUCCCGAAUGCUAUAGGUUUGAUUAUUUCGACCGAAAUCAAAAACUUGAUGUCAAGCAAUCCGUUGACAUCUGGUCUCUCGGCUGCGUCUACAGCGAGAUUGCGGUGUGGGUGGUGCUUGGAAAAGGCGCUUUGGUACGCUAUCAAAGAGAUCGACGGGAAGAAACGGCAGAAAUGAAUGAUUUUACGGACCACGGUUGCUUCCACAAUGGAGAGACCGUCCUCGAAUGUGUCAAGGACAUUCACAACAAGGUCUUUUCAAGUACUCGCGAGAGCGACCAUAUCACAAAAGCGGUGAUACGGAAAUUGCUUGAUGAGAUGCUUGAUGACUUCGAAGGCCGACCUAAUGCAAGGCAGUUGAGGAAAAAGGCUCAAACAAUACUAACCAACGCAGAGCAAGCUGAAGCAGAACGAAACAACGGAGGCGUAAUUCCCAGCGAGAGGCAACGUGGGUCAAAUCCCAACAAGGGAAAGAGCCGCAGGCUACCGGCCAAAUUGCCCCCGGACGGGGGCAUACAUGACUGGGGAGGCCAGGCAUCCAAACAUGCAGAGCCGCGAGCUAUGGGGAAAUCGCAAACAUUUAACUUUCCUGAAGUGGUGCCAUCAAGCCCAGAAAGCUCACGUCGUGGGAGUCUCGAGUCCCUGGUGAGAGAUCCAGCGGUCACUACUCACGCUCCUCAGGACCCAGGGUCGGUGUCGCGUCCAACCUUACGACCAAUGUCAGCGUCAGACCCAAGCUCACUGAACAAUGAAAACAGCUCUCAGUCGUCAGCUCUUGCCUCCGAGAUGGACUCCCUGUCGCUAAAGCACACUUCCGAUGUAAACGGAGCUCGAGGUCUAGGCUCAGGACAAUCAAACACCCGGCAAAACACGACUGGCUCUUCAGAGAGACCUACCGUUCCCAACAUCUCCAGCCCAUCUGGAAAUUACCGAAGCCCUGGGGAAGCCAUUGUCCCCUUGGGCGAAGGAGCUCAACAGGGAACCCUCGUGCCCGCGCCUUCUGCCGCACGAAGCCAGGAGGGCGCGCUUUCCACCCAAGACCCGACAGCAAAUGGAGGUGUACAGGCGGAGGUGCUAAAGGUGGAAAGGCCCCAACUCCCAAAGAUCACGCUGGGCGAGCUGGAGAAUUGGGUACUUCGGAAGAAACGAGACCGAGACGUUGUUGUUCCUCUUGAGCACAAAGAUGAGAUCAUGCGUGAACUUGGGCUCCGAGAUCACGUCUUUCUAAUUGAUGAUGCGGGUAGCAUGAGGAAAUACUGGAGGGGCAAGGACAGUGUUAUUGACCUUGCCAAAGCUCUUGCCUAUAUUGUGAAAGCCUCGGACAAGGAUGGCAUGGAUCUCUACUUUACCUGCACCGAGGGCAAGCACAACGUGGCGAAUGCAACAACGAUGGAAAGUCGACUCGCCAGCAAGCUAGUCAACUCGGUGGCCAAAUCCAAUAUGGCUGACAUGCUCGGCCGAAUCACAGAAGAAUAUGAGGAGCGUCUCCGUAGAGAAAGGAGUACGCCUGGAAAGAGAAAAAGCUUCUUCGGAAAGUCGGAUACACUGAAGCCCCUCAACAUCUAUGUCUUUACCGAUGCUGUGUGGCAACCGCACUGCAAUGUUGGUGAGGUGAUCACAGCUCUGACUACCACCAUGAAGGACCUCAAGUAUCCCCGAAGGCAGGUUGGUAUCCAGUUCAUCCAAUUUGGCAACGAUCCUGCAUAUACAGAGAAGCUCAAAAAUCUUGACGACGCCGUUGGGUUCGAUAUACCUGAGGGUUAUGAUAUUGUCGACACAGAGCCGGCAGUGGGAGGAAAUUGCUGGAAGAUGCUUGUCGGCGCUAUAAACAAGUGGUAUGACAAGGGUUAG
Molecule: messenger RNA, 2958 nt
Organism: Exophiala viscosa
Lineage: Eukaryota; Fungi; Ascomycota; Eurotiomycetes; Chaetothyriales; Herpotrichiellaceae
Exons: 6
Coding region: 1-2958 (985 amino acids)
Biological process (GO): protein phosphorylation
Molecular function (GO): ATP binding; protein kinase activity
Source: RefSeq, a predicted model, not a curated record